AUGAAUUCGAACAGAAAAACGACACAUACUAUUCCAUCCGGUAAAACCUUUAUCCCCGAGAGCCCCGACAUCAGAGAUGUAGCUGCCUAUCCAAGCCCUCCAAAUUCGCCGCGUGAAAGAGAAGGUGUUCCUCUUACUACCUGUGAAGAUUUUGGUCAAAAGCUAGGCUCCUCUACAGCCGUCUUGUCGGCGAGCGCGGUCAAUCCCACCAACUCCCUGAACCAUGUCACUCGUUCGAGCACUCCAGAUGCAGAUCCGAGAGAUGAAACAGUACUGCCAGAAGCAUCAAACUUGAAAAGUCUCUUUGGUAUUGACGACUGGCGGUGUGGUGGCCUCACAAAAGAUCAGACGCCAUGCAGUCGCCCCGUAGCAAACAAGCUUCGUGACCGUAUUGAGAAUCACAUUGAUUCAAUGAUUGUGCGUCAUCCGUCAUCCCCUCAAUUUCAACUUGACUUGGAGAAGCUGGUCGAUCUUAUGCAUUGCCGCCAGCACAGACGCGGUUACGUAAAACAGAUGCGGCUGGAUACAUGGACAGACUCCUUACCUUCUGGACCUGGCCGGGCCCCACAUGGCACAUCAAUCGAAAGAAAAAUUGGACUUUGCUUUGGUCGAAUUAGUACUCAGUGCAUGGGAACUACUGGGGAAAACAAGCGCUGCAAUAAACCUAUUGGAGGGCAAAAGGCUCAAAAUUGCACCAAGACAAUCAAGAAAAUUACCAACGCCGACGUCUACUUAAACAAGAUAAGUUUGGACUACUUCCUUCGAGUUCUUUCGACAAAUAUGAAAUGUCAUCUUCAUACGAAGCAGAGCUCAUUGAAAGAGCUGGCAUCGUGGAAGGAAAGGAUUGAGGACGUCCUUGAAAGGGCAAGCUCGGUUCCUGAGCCAUUAAAGGAAAGCAACACCACAGUUGAUCCCCAAAGACAGGUGUUAAUCAAAAGCUCUCCGGCAACUCGCAAAUUUUUCACUGAACAAAAGCAUAUACUAUCCCCGGCAGGUUUGGAAGGAUAUUCAAAGCCAUACUCUAUAUCUGUCGGUUCCGUCAAGGAUCUGGUUACAUAUUGGUUGGACCAGUACGAUACGACACCUUUCGACAUCGUCGAAAGAAGUGAUAGGCCUGAUGAUCAUAGGGCUUCAUAUGAUGGUGUACGAAGCCAGAUGAAAAAGCAGUUGAGCGCAACUGAUCAAAAAAAUGGCUACCUUUACAUCUAUGAAGUUGAAGGAAAUAAAGGUUUUCUCAAGAUUGGGUACACCACGCGCACUAUUGAAAAGCGCCACGAGGAGUGGUGCUUUGACUGCAACCGAAAAUCAAACCCUUUGUUCCCAAUACCUGGGGUCAAUGCGGCGCUCGUUCCGAACGCCCGCCGUGUUGAGAAAUUAUGUCACGCGGAGUUGAAGCAUCGCCAAGUGAUUAUCUAUUGUCAGGGCUGUUUAAAAACACACGAAGAAUGGUUUGAGAUGUCACCCACGAAGGCCAUGGCAGUGAUUGAGAAAUGGUCUGCGUGGAUGAAAAAAGGGCCGUACGAACCCGAUCGGUUAUUGCUUAAGCAAGUGGAGGCACGGAAAGCUUCUGAUAUGGACAAGUACAUGGAUGCUUUAUAG
Molecule: messenger RNA, 1599 nt
Organism: Penicillium canescens
Lineage: Eukaryota; Fungi; Ascomycota; Eurotiomycetes; Eurotiales; Aspergillaceae
Product: GIY-YIG nuclease family protein
Exons: 1
Coding region: 1-1599 (532 amino acids)
Source: RefSeq, a predicted model, not a curated record